AUGGCGAAAACAAAGGUUGUCGUCACUCGCCAACUCAUUGACGAAGCUCAAAAACUGCUGGAUGCUAAGAAGGAAGAGUUGGAGAUUAUCCAAUGGCAGUCUGAAAAGCCAUGCGAUCGAUCGUGGCUUCUCGAAAAUGCAAAGGGUGCAAGUGGUAUUCUAGUCAUGCUCACGGACAAAGUCGACGAAGAGCUUCUACAAGCAGCAGGAUCUCAACUCAAGACAAUUGCUUCCUUUUCCGUCGGCACAGACCAUGUGGACCGCGAGGCGCUCAAGAAACGCAGUAUCCGUCUCGGUUACACGCCCACAUGUCUCACAGACGCCGUAGCAGAUCUCACCGUCAUGCUCAUCCUGAUGGCGCAGAGAAGAGGCGGAGAGUGCAUUGCAAAAGUGACAAGAGGGGAAUGGCCACAGAUGCCAUGGCACCCGCUGCUCAUGACCGGGCCCCAGAUCCGCGGGUCCACGAUUGGUUUCCUGGGCUUCGGGAGAAUCGCACAGGCUUCGCUGCAGAGACUGUUGCCGUUCGGUAUUAAGCGCGUCAUUUACCUUACGUCUAAACCCGGCCAGCCCGUCAAGGACGACCACUUCAAUCUCCUCAAAAACCCAGCCAUCACCAUCGAACCAGCCAUCAGCGCCGAACAACUCGCCCAAGAAAGCGACGUCGUCAUCGUCGGAUGUGCGCUUACCCCCGAAACCAAACAUCUCAUCAGCACGGAUUUCUUUGCUCAAAUGAAGAAAUUGGCUGUCAUUGUUAAUAUUGCGAGAGGGCCUAUCAUCGACACUGAUGCACUGGUGAAGGCGCUAGACCAAGGAGCUAUCUUCGGUGCUGGCUUGGAUGUUAUUGAAAAUGAACCGAAUAUUACGGCAGAUCACCCGAUUUUAAAGCAGCCAAGGGCGGUGCUGGUGCCACAUAUUGGGAGUGCGACGAUUGAGACCAGGGAGCAGAUGGCGACGGAGAGUGUGAAGAACUUAUUGGCGGGGCUAGAGGGGGGUAGGAUGAUUAAUGAGUUGGAACUUUGA
This is a messenger RNA of Pyrenophora tritici-repentis Pt-1C-BFP, 1020 nucleotides long. RefSeq names its product LdhA, Lactate dehydrogenase and related dehydrogenase. The record is from RefSeq and is a predicted model, not a curated record. Lineage: Eukaryota; Fungi; Ascomycota; Dothideomycetes; Pleosporales; Pleosporaceae. Gene Ontology annotation, cellular component: cytosol. Gene Ontology annotation, molecular function: NAD binding; glyoxylate reductase (NADPH) activity; hydroxypyruvate reductase [NAD(P)H] activity.